Molecule: messenger RNA, 3114 nt
Organism: Contarinia nasturtii (swede midge)
Lineage: Eukaryota; Metazoa; Arthropoda; Insecta; Diptera; Cecidomyiidae
Gene: Setd3
Product: actin-histidine N-methyltransferase
Exons: 3
Coding region: 1141-2775 (544 amino acids)
Biological process (GO): actin modification; peptidyl-lysine trimethylation; peptidyl-lysine dimethylation
Molecular function (GO): histone H3K36 methyltransferase activity; protein-L-histidine N-tele-methyltransferase activity; protein binding
Source: RefSeq, a predicted model, not a curated record
UGCACACACAACGAAUCAACUGUCAAAUGGCAAAUGAUAGAGAAAUAAGUGUGUAGUACACGGGAAUAGAGAUAGAGAAAAAACAAAUAGCGAGUCGCAAAAGGGCCCAACAUAAAAUGCAGUGUGUGUGUGUGUGUGAGUGCAUGUAUGUGAAAAUAAGCCGAAAGAAUGAACGAAAAAUCCCACACUCGUGACAACAAAAGCAAUUUUAUGCAUAAAACAAACACAAAAUUCAAUUGCAAUAGUGCUAAUGGACGUGUUUGUGCCUGUGUACAAAAUGUUUGUUGCAAUGGCAACCAAAUCAAAACCUGUGUGAUAAAAACCGAAACCGAAUAGGCAUCGUUAAAAAUCGUGGCCGUCAAGUAGGCAUUUUGUGUUCAAAAUGAAAAGGAAUUUUGUGUUCAUGGCAUUUAUACUGUGUGAGAGAACACCUAACACUUAAAGGGAAUCAUAAUAAUCACACACGAAGCAAAGUGAAAUACAUACACAUACACGAAUCUGGCGACGAAUGAAAUUCAAUGUUUUUGAGAAAAUCUGUUGGCAAUAUGUCUUAAAAGCGGCUCGAAUUCGUCGCUGUUUGUGCUAUUUUUAAAUGUGAAAUUCUUCGUUCGAACACAUCGUCGUUGAUUCUAUCGUUGUACAAACUCACACGAAAAAUUCAAUGCACCAUAUUUAACGAGGAGUAGAAAAAAUAGACACACACAAAUAAAAUGAAUAUCUGCAUAAGACAAGAUUUUUGACACGAUGAUCCGGCCAACAGUCGAUUGUGAGACGUUCUAACUCCUGCCAGUUUCACAUACUGUGUGUGUGUAUUUGCGCUAAAUUCGAACAACGAAAUUAAUUUCAACAAUACGAACAGGAGAUAUUCAAUCAGCUUUGAUUUAAUUAAAAUCAGUAAUAAGCAAGUGUUGUGAUUGGUUUUAUUAUUUGGUGUUCGGUGCUCAUUCAUGAUUGUGCCAUAGAAUCAAAUAGUUGUUCGUUUUUUUCUUUCUAUAUAUAUAAUAUAUCCAGAAUAAAAUCCAAUAGAGAAAUCGAAGUUAAUUAAAACCGAUAAACGUGAGCGUACUGACAAAAGCGGAGGUGUUAAAAUUGAAUAACACACUGUGCGAAGCUGCGAAAGAAAACUAAAGUUGAAAAAUUAUGGGCAAAAAGAAGCCAACAACAUCGUCGUCGUCGUCGUCGCCGUCAUCAUCGACAAUAAUUGCGACUAAGGUGCCAACACAGCAACAUGCCAUUCGUGAGAAUUUAACGAAAAAAUUGUCACAACAAAAGCGCAACGAAAUCAAUCAAUUAGCCGAUUAUCUAUUGAAAUUGGGUUUUGAUGCAACGGUUACCGUAAAUGAGCUCUGGACACAGUACAUUGAAAUCGAGGCGAAUCUACAACGUUUACAAGCCAUCGAAUCGGAGCUGAAAACAAAAUCACAUAGCGGUAAAAAUCGUCUUGCAACUAUUGAUCGAUUUUAUGAAUGGGCCAUUUCGAACGGUGCACAUUUCGAUGGUGUACGUAUUAAACAAUUUCCACACUAUGAAUUGGGUUUGGUGGCAACAAAAGAUUUUCAACGCGGUGAAAUUUUUGCAAAAAUUCCAAAGAAACUGAUUUUAUCGCUGGACAAUUUGAGUGAAGUGGCUUCCGAAAUUUUAGACCAAAUACCGGUGCUCGACACAAUGCCAAACGUUCGAUUGGCGUUUGUAUUGGUUAUCGAACGAUUGAAUGGAGGAGCGAGUUUUUUUAAGCCAUACAUCGAUCUAUUACCGGAGCGCUAUUCAACGGUCAUGUAUUUUACACCAGUCGAAAUGAAUGAAUUGAAAGGAACCAGCGCAUUUGUGACGGCUUUGAAUCAUUGCAAGAACAUUUCCAGGCAAUACGCAUUCAUACGCAAAGCCAUACAAAGUCUUAAAUCCGAUCGAUCCGAUUCCAUGUUGGCCAUUCUCAAAUCGCGUUUUACUUACGAUUUAUACUGCUGGGCUGUUAGCACGGUGAUGACUCGACAGAACUCGAUACCAUCGGAAAUGAACAACAACAACACCGAUGCAAAAUCGGACGCACAAAAUUCAAAAGGUGAAAACGAUGCCGGAACCAAAGAAGAAUCAGCUGAGACGCCGGCAUUAAUUCCACUUUGGGACGUGGCCAAUCACUCUGAUGGUAUUGUUACCACAUCAUACAACAUUACCAACGCUCAAAUCGUCGGAGCCACAUUGAACGAUGUUAAAAAAGACGAACAGAUUUUCAUUCAUUAUGGAAAUCGUAAUAAUGCCAAUUUACUCGUGCACAAUGGUUUCGUUGUCGAAAACAAUCAAUGGGAUAGUGUAGUUAUUCGAUUGGGUUUGAGCCAAUCGGAUCCGCUUUUCCGACAAAGAACGCAAUUAUUGGAGAGCAUAGGAAUAACAAAAAAUAGUGAAAUCACAGUAUUACCAGCACCAAAAUUUAUAUCACCCGAAUUGCUAGCAUUCGUACGCAUUUUUAAUAUGAACGAAGAACAGCUCAAGCACUGGCUGGCACCAGAAAAAGUUGGCAGCGAUUUACUCUAUUUGGAUUGUGCACUUGAAACUGCGCUCGAAAUAAAAACGUGGAAUUUCUUAAAAAUGCGAUUAACAUUGUUGUUGAAAGCAUUCCCAACCAAUUUAGAAGAUGACGUUAAAUUGCUGGAACAACAUCAGAAAAAGGGACAACAAAAAUUGGGCCACAUUAAAACAAUGAUCAUCCAUUAUCGCAUCACAGAAAAACGCAUUUUACGCGACGCACUCACGUACAUUGAAGAACGCUCCAAAGCAUAAAUCAAUCGCACGCCGCUACGAAGACAAAAAAAAUUGAAAGAUUGACUGCUUUUGAGCAGCUGUCUCAUUUUAUAUUUAUAUAUAUUUAAUCCCUUAAUUCACCUAUAGACGUUUUCACAACGAAUUCGCUACAACGAAUUAAUUUCUUUUUUGUUUUUUUUUCUUCUUCUUUUUUGUUUAGAGUGUUUGCUUAAUUUAUUAUUUGAAAAAAAAAAACGAAGAAAUAUUUAAAUAUUGUACUAAUAAGAAGCAAUAUAGGCUUUUGCAACGACUAAUACAUCACAAUGACAAAGAAAUUUAUUUGAAUUUGAACACAUACAAAUUCAGCUUGAUAGCUUA